ACCUUUGUUUAUGUCCCCUUUCUUCGAGGAGAUACGUAGUCGGCAGUUCUGGCGCGCUAUUCUUGCAGAGCUGCUUGGCACCCUGGUCUUAGUGAGCGCUGUGUUGGGUGCCUCUGUGCCAGGCCCCGGAGAGGCCUCCGUGGGACCCCUGUACCCAGCGGUGGCAGUGGGUGUGUCGAUCAUUGCACUGGGACACUGUUUUGGAGAAAUAAGCGGGGCACAGGUGAACCCUGCUCUGACUCUGGCUCUGUUGGCCACUCGGAAGCUGGAAGUUCUCAGGGCCGUCGUUUAUAUGGCUGCUCAGUGUUUGGGGGCCUGUUUAGGAGCCGGGGCCCUCUACCUGGCUCUGCCAGUCAAAACCACUGCAGAACACUUCGUCAACAAGAUUCCUAUAGAGCUGAAUGCAGCUCAGGCUCUGGGCAUCGAGGUUUUGUGCACCUUCCAGAUGGUCUUCACGGUUUUCUCAGUGGAGGAUCAGCGACGGAGGGAAAGCCCAGAACCAGGAAACCUGGCCAUUGGAUUAGCACACACUGCUGGAGUGCUAAUAGGGGCGCGGUUCUCCGGUGCUAGUAUGAACCCUGCACGUUCUCUGGGUCCAGCCAUCAUCACAGGCUUCUGGGAAAACCACUGGAUUUAUUGGAUCGGACCAGUGAUCGGUGCUAUACUUGCUGGAGUGUCCCAUGAGUUCUUUUUUGCACGCAGCGCCUCUCGCCAGAAGCUGGUGGCAUGUCUGACCUGUAGGGACAUCGAGAUUGUGGAGACGACCAGCAUGACGGGAUCAUCUCUGUCCACAGUCACACAGAACGCUAUGAGAGCCAAGCAGGCCAACAAACCAGAAAACAACUGAGGACUCACACUGAGGAAAAAACACAUAGAAACACACAUACACUCUGCAAUAUUACAGUGAUUCUCAUGAAGAUGCAUGGUGUGCAUUUCAUCAGUCAUGUAUUCUUAAUGAUAAAUGUGGUUGAGUAAAAGAAGUACAAUAUUUCCUUAUGGAACAUGGUGGAGGAGAUGCAGAAGGUAGCAAAAAAAUUAAAAUACUCCAAAUACGUACAAGCACCUGAAAACGUGGGUAAACAUAGUUUGUUACUUCCCACCUCCAGUGACCCGUAACUUAAAGGGACUGUUUGUAAGAAUCAGAAUUGCUUGUUAACAGCGACACCUGUAGCCGUUAAGUCAAUGAAAGUCAGCGUCGGGCUCGCGCU
This is a messenger RNA of Sebastes umbrosus (honeycomb rockfish), 1208 nucleotides long. RefSeq names its product aquaporin-4. The record is from RefSeq and is a predicted model, not a curated record. Gene Ontology annotation, cellular component: plasma membrane. Gene Ontology annotation, biological process: transmembrane transport. The transcript is spliced from 5 exons. The coding region runs from base 11 to 847 and encodes 278 amino acids. Lineage: Eukaryota; Metazoa; Chordata; Actinopteri; Perciformes; Sebastidae. Gene Ontology annotation, molecular function: water channel activity.